AUGGUGAUCCAAAACAACUCGGCAUCUAUUUGCAAUCUUGAGGCGCAAAUUGGUCAACUCUCCAACAUGCUUAUUGAGAGGACAACAGGGACUUUACCAAGCAACACUAUGACCAGUUCGAAGGUGCAUGUCAAAGCCAUGACAUUGCGAAGUGGGCGGACAUAUGACCAGCCACAAGUAGUAAGUAGCGAGCGAGAUGCAGAAGCUGAAAAUGUGGAGACCAAGAUGAAGGAAACUGAGGGCGAGAUGAAAGAAACUGAUCGGGAGGCAACCGACCAGCAAGGACUAGAGAGAAUAAAGGGGAUGCAAAAUCCAAGAAAUCCAGGGACCUUAGAGCAAAUGCCUAAAUGUAAAAACUUUUUUAAGGAUAUCUUAUUAAACAAGCGGAAGUUGGAGGAGCCUGAGAUUGUGAUGCUGAGCGAGGAGAGCAGUGCAAUUUUACAAAGGAAAUUGGGUCUUCGAGAAGUAAAGCCAACCAUCAUCUCUCUACAGUUGGCAGACAGAUCUAUCAAAUACCCGAGAGGACUCAUUGAGGACGUACUGGUGAAAGUUGAUAAGUUCAUCCUCCCUGCUGACUUCAUUGUUGAUGAUAUGGAGGAGGACAAAGAGAUCCCUUUGAUAAUGGGCCGACCUUUCCUGGCGACGGGGAGAACUUUAAUUGAUGUCUAA
Molecule: messenger RNA, 669 nt
Organism: Juglans microcarpa x Juglans regia
Lineage: Eukaryota; Viridiplantae; Streptophyta; Magnoliopsida; Fagales; Juglandaceae
Exons: 3
Coding region: 1-669 (222 amino acids)
Source: RefSeq, a predicted model, not a curated record